AUGUCUCCGCUCCUCUUCCUGGCGGCUCUUCCGCUCGCCUCGGCCUUCCUCCUCGAGGGGUCGUCCACCUCUUACGCGCAGUUCAGGAAGUGGAAUCCCGGGCUCAAUGGUUCCCUCGAGCUCGAGUUCAAGACCGAACAGCCCAACGGCCUACUCCUAUACACCGACGACGGUGGAACUUACGACUUCUUCGAGGUCAAGUUGGUCGAAGGAGCCCUGCGGCUGAGGUACAACCUUGGCGGUGGGGCACAGAUACUCACCGUAGGCCGCGACCUCGCUGACGGUCACUGGCACAAGGUCCAGGUCAAGCGGGACGGCGAAAAGACGUCGCUGACUGUGGAUGGAGAAACGCAGAUCAAGUCUUCUAGGGGUAAGGAGUUCUUCUUUGGCAGGCUGUCAUCCAACUCGGAUGUGUACGUCGGGGGCAUGCCGUCCUGGUAUAACACCAAGCUCACGCUGUUGGCUUUGCCAAGCGUCAUUUUUGAGCCGAGAUUUGGAGGGGCUGUGAGAAAUCUAGUGUAUUCGGAUGACGAAUCUCCACUUCCUAGGCGACAGGAGAUACGCAUGAAGGACCACAAGGUAAAUUUUCAGAAAAUAGAAAUAGCAUGA
This is a messenger RNA of Nezara viridula (southern green stink bug), 609 nucleotides long. The record is from the annotation of a GenBank genome assembly. NCBI's taxonomy places the organism in Eukaryota, Metazoa, Arthropoda, Insecta, Hemiptera, Pentatomidae.